CGGGCGAUGGAGGAGGCGCUGCUGUCCACCCCCAUCAACCCCAACAACUUCCCCGCCAAGCUGUGGCGGCUGGUGAACAGCCCUCGGUACCGCUCCAUCCGCUGGGACGGCCGAGGCGAGGGGCUGCUCAUUGACCAGCCGCUCUUCGAGGCCGAGCUGCUCAGCCCGCCCGGCCCGGGUGCCGGGGGCGCGGGGGGAGCCGGGAGCAGCGGCGGGGGCGGCGGCAGCGGCGUCGGGGCGGCCGGGGCCGAGCCCGAGCUCUUCAAAACCACCAACUUCACCAGCUUCAUCCGCCAGCUCAACCUCUACGGCUUCCGCAAGGUGGUGCUGGGUGGGCCGGGGGCGGCGGGGCCCGGGCCCGGGCCUGGGGCUGGCGGGCCGGCGGGCGACGGGCCACUCCACCACUUCCACAGCCCGCAUUUCCGCCGCGACCAGCCUCAGCUGCUUGUUCACCUCAAGAGGCUCACCAGCGCCAACAAGGCCAAACUGGCGGCCGGACUGGAGGUGCCCUGUCGCCCGCCCAACCGCUUCCAGCGGCUCCUCAUCACGUCAGCCUCCGCCUCGGCCUCAGCUUCUACCUCCCCGCUGCAGCAUCAGGACCCGCCGCCCCAGCCUGCUGGGCCCCGGCCGGAGCAGCAUGGACCAGUGGCUGUAGGACAAUUUCACCGGUCCUUCCGGCGAGAUAAUUUGUCUCCUUAUUCCUACGUAUCAACUUCAUCCCACAACCACAGCGCUUUCCCUCUGAAAGGUUUAGAUCGAACCCCGAUUCCUCCUAGAACAUGGCAGAACUCCCUUGGAAUGCACCCUGGACAAGUGGAAACGUCUCCCACUUUUUCAGAUAAAGGGGUUCCAUUUCCUGUACUGCAGAGAUUUCCAACUGAGGUUACUUAUACGCUGCAGCCCAGCGCCACAUCUGUACACGUUCAACAAGGUCCUCAAACAAUGGUCAGCUCCUCCCAAAAAUAUAGUAACUACACACCCUCAGCGCAGUACUCGCAAGCCUACUAUCCAACAGCUGUGCUGCAGUGCUGCUCUCCUUCCACCCACAUGGACGCCCUCAGCAGCUGUGUCACCCCCACUGCCUCUUCCUACGCACACUGUAAUUACUUCCAGAAUCCUCCAAUGCAAUCUUCCUAUCCAGUUGAAUUUCUGCCUUCUAAUUGGCCUUGCAGUGCUACUGAUGAAAAUAAAAAGACAGAAGUAAAUCUAGAGGCUGUCUUUCAGAUAGUAGAUGAGUUGCACUCCUCCCCUAAGCUGGAGAUGGUAAAGGUGGAGCCUGUUGAGACUCAGUGUCCGUCAUCUCAGGCUAACAGAGGCCAGCAUAUCUUACCCAAUGCAAACAGCAGCAACCCAUCUUCCACCAGUCAGGCUAGCCAGCUGGAGCCACUCACUCCUGUAGGCUCAGAUAUUACGUCUUUUGUGGUUGGAACAGAACAAGCAAUUACCUGCUCUCUACCCCAGUCACCUGAGUACAUCUAUACCAUCCACACAGCUCAGCCUUUGGAAAAUAGCACAAUGCAGGAAUCUGCAACCAUCCAACAAACUCAUGUCAAACUGAAGGAGCAGCUAAAUCAUAAUCCAUCUCCGUCUUCAGUAGUAUUUGUGCAGGAAGGGCUACCAUUCAGCACACAGCAGGUGGAUAGCAGUAUAAAAUGCCAGACCAAUCCCCCGGAGAAUAUCUUGCCUUCAGAACAAAUGGGAUUCCUUAUUUCAGAAAUGGGGCCUGCUAACAAGUCUAGUAAAGACACGGGUUUAUCCACUCCAGCUAGAUACAGAGAGCGAAGAAGCAACUCACAAGGAAAGUCCCCUGAUCUUCAUUUGCUGGUGGAUGUGGCCUGCAAGCAGGAGCACUUUCCAAAGGAGGAGGAGUUAAAAGAGUAAGGAGGAGAUGGAGGACAACCGUGAUGUUGUGCGCUGGCCACAGCUGGAGGCAGACAGGCGCUGCACGGGACACGCUGUUGGGAGUU
Apodemus sylvaticus (European woodmouse) is the source of this 1967-nucleotide messenger RNA. RefSeq names its product heat shock transcription factor 5 (gene Hsf5). Gene Ontology annotation, biological process: regulation of DNA-templated transcription. The coding region runs from base 7 to 1881 and encodes 624 amino acids. The record is from RefSeq and is a predicted model, not a curated record. Lineage: Eukaryota; Metazoa; Chordata; Mammalia; Rodentia; Muridae. The transcript is spliced from 6 exons. Gene Ontology annotation, molecular function: DNA-binding transcription factor activity; sequence-specific DNA binding.